Messenger RNA from Momordica charantia (bitter melon), 745 nucleotides. Lineage: Eukaryota; Viridiplantae; Streptophyta; Magnoliopsida; Cucurbitales; Cucurbitaceae. The record is from RefSeq and is a predicted model, not a curated record.
GGAACAUAUUUAAUAUUCUCUCAGCCACAAGAUAAUUAUAAGGUUCACACGGAGGUAUUUUUCAGUAAUGGAACUAUCCUAAGAUGUUGCAACACCAAAGAGCUGCUUGAAAAACACCUAAAAGCAACGGGAGGAAGAGUUUUGACUCGAUUUCCACCUGAACCAAAUGGUUAUCUCCACAUUGGUCAUGCCAAGGCAAUGUUUGUGGAUUUUGGCCUGGCAAGAGAGCGAGGUGGAAGCUGCUAUUUAAGGUAUGAUGACACRAACCCUGAAGCUGAGAARAAGGAAUAUAUUGAUCAUAUAGAAGAAAUUGUCAAGUGGAUGGGCUGGGAGCCUUUCAAGAUCACCUAUACUAGURAUUAUUUCCAAGAUCUGUAUGAAUUGGCUGUGAAGCUCAUAAUUACGGGUCAAGCUUAUGUCGAUCACCAGACUCCUGAAGAAAUAAAGGAGUACAGAGAAAAAAAGAUGAAUAGUCCCUGGAGGGAUAGGCCUGUAGYUGAAUCAUUGAAAUUGUUUGACGAAAUGAAGCAAGGUCUUAUUGAGGACGGCAAGGCAACUCUUAGAAUGAAGCAAGACAUGCAGAGUGAUAAUUUUAAUAUGUAUGACCUUAUUGCAUAUCGCAUUAAGUUUACUCCUCAUCCACAUGCUGGAGACAAGUGGUGUAUUUAUCCAAGUUAUGACUAUUGCACACUGCAUUGUUGAUUCUCUUGAGAAUAUAACACAUUCGGUACGUUUUCCUCCUUUA